Messenger RNA from Salvelinus fontinalis (brook trout), 5065 nucleotides. Its product is annotated as zinc finger protein 239-like. Lineage: Eukaryota; Metazoa; Chordata; Actinopteri; Salmoniformes; Salmonidae. Bases 1058 to 2203 code for a protein of 381 amino acids. The transcript is spliced from 3 exons. The record is from RefSeq and is a predicted model, not a curated record. Gene Ontology annotation, molecular function: DNA-binding transcription repressor activity, RNA polymerase II-specific. Gene Ontology annotation, biological process: negative regulation of transcription by RNA polymerase II.
GUACCUCCUAAACACUGGCUGGAUUUAUCUGACUCGUCUUGUAACUGUGACAACGGGCAGCCUCUCCCCGCUUGGCUCGAUGGCAUAUGUAGGGAUUUUGCCAACACAGCCAUAUAUGUACACAGUCAUGUAUCCUUAACCUUUUUUCAACUGACUAUCUUAUUUGUUCAUUAAAUCGGCCUUUAUUCAUAUAAUGCGUAAUCCAAGAAUGUCACGACUUAAUUGACACGAGAAAACAGCAACUCCACAAAUCGCAAUGACUACAAUGAAUGACUAAAUUACUUCCGGACACUAAGGUUCCGCGGAGCUCCUCCUCACAAUUCUUUAUAUUAGCGACACCCAUUCAGUAGAUAUUUGAGCAUUUUUUAGUUAUCAUCUGUUCAUGUACCAGAUUGGAAUGCAACAUUUGUUUGCUCAAGUGGUGUCCACUGUCCGUCCAGUGCAUCAGGGGGAGUUUUAAUUGCUGGUGCAACCUAUAUAGUGGUCUGAUGCAUUGCCGAAACGUCCAGACUGGAACCAAACAAUGGACAGAGUAGGCUGCCCUGCACGGGUGUCACACCAGUCCUUGAGGGCAGCUGCAGUGUCUGUGGGUUUUCCUUUCUCCAUUGCACUUAACUGAUCAGCCAAUGUUAUUGAUUUGAGGCCAAUGUACACCAGUGAUGUACUAUAUUAGUUAAUGUGCAACAUCCUGAACGUUACAGAUAGAAAUGGAAUGAAAAUACUCUAGACGAUUCCCAUUUCUAGAUGAGACAAAAUGUAUACUGCAUAAAACAUUUGUAUCUGAGCAUACGGUAAUGUUGCAGCUGAACGGGGCCCUGUUCUAAAUUAGACACUGACUAAAAGGGAAAAAGGAAUACCUGAAUCGUGUUCAUUAGCGCGUACUGUAGAAAAACAUUUUAAAAUAGGAAACACAAACAAGCUUAUUGAACAACAUUUCACUCCGUUUCGGGUCACUGUCUUCCAUUGCCUGCCUACUGAACAUGAUCCAGCAGACACUGCGGCAGCCCUCCAGGUAUUGAGCCCAGCUGUACAGGCAUAAGCCCUGCAGGGUUUUAGUAUGGCUUCAGAGAAGAUGGAUGAUUGCAGUGGGACACUGGGGCUGAAUGUUUACGUCAAAGAGGAGGAGGAAGAGGUGCAGGUGGAGGAUUUCGCAAUGAAGGACAAGGAGGCAUUCACAGUGAAGGAGGAAGAGGAGGGGGAAGCUUUCACAGUGAAGGAAGAGGUGUUGACUUUCACAUUUAAAAAAGAAGAGGAAGAGGUUUCAACAGUGAAAGAAGAAGAGGACGAGGUUAUCACAGUGAAAAUUGAGGAGGGUGGAGGAGAGAGGCCUAGCCCCAGCACCGAGACUAAAUGGGGCUCAAAGAGUGGAAAAAGUUUGAUACAGGAACUGGACUGGCGAGCUCCUGUGGAGAAACCUCACUGCUGUUCCCAGUGUGGCAAAACAUUCUCAGAGUCCGGAAACCUGAAGCAGCACAUGCGGACGCACAGCGGCGAGAGACCUUACCACUGUUCCAAAUGCGGGAAACGCUUCAUACAAUUGGGACACUUCAACAGCCACCAGCGCACACACACGCAGGAGAAACCGUUCAGUUGCGGUGAGUGCGGGAAGAGUUUCUCUCAGAGAAUCAAUUUGAAGAAACACCAGCUCACACACUCCGGUGAGAGGCCUUUCCUGUGCUCUGACUGCGGGAAGAGUUUCUCUUCAUCUACCAACCUAAAAAGACACCAGAGCACGCACAGCAAUGAAAAGCCUUUCCAGUGCACCAACUGUGAGAAAAGUUUCACUCAUAUACACCACUUGACACGUCAUCAGACCGUACACACGGGGGAGAAACCUUACACUUGCUCUGACUGUGGGAGGAGUUUCUCCCUCCAGGGGACUUUAAAGAAACACCAGCGCACACACACCGGAGAGAAACCGUACCAGUGCUUGCUCUGCGGGAAGAAUUUCUCUCUUUCGGUGGCACUGAAGAGACACCAGCUCAUGCACACGGGAGAGAAACCGUACCAAUGCUCUCAGUGCGGGAAGAGUUUCACCCAAAAGGGACAGUUAACUCAACACCAGGGCACACAUGAACUAGAAAAGCCUUACCCCUGCUCCCAGUGUGGGAAAAGUUACUCCUCAGCCCCCUCGUUAAAAGCACAUCAGAGGACUCACAAAGAGUCAACUUCACUCGUAAUGACAGCACAUUUCAGAAAGUAAAUUAUUGAACUGGUUGUCUCUGAUUGGGAUUGAUAGCCUACAUUUGAAACUAUAGAUUGUGCCUUAAAUGCUUUGUCACGUUCAUGUUCAAACAAAACUCGUAGUCCCAAUUUCAUUUUCUCCCUGAAAUGUUCACUUGCACACUCCUUACAGAUUUAAAAGGAAUGGACUGGUUUGAAUUCAGUACCACAGAACGGUGAGCAACCUUGAAUUCAAUGGAAACGGCACUUAAAAACUUUGGGCCAAUUGCAACCAUCGAUGGCCACCAGAUUAUCGCCAGCUGAUCUUUAGUUAAACCAGUAAUUGGCACUAAAAUCACCUACACAGCUGAUCUCAAUUGCAACCAUUAUUGGACACCAAUUACCUCGCCCUAAAGUGGAUGUUGGGCUUUGCUCUUAGUUCUGCUUCUAAGACUAUGUUGCCCUCUUGGGUAUUAUCAGAACAAUUUAAUCCAGUUUUUUUUAGCAGAUUCAAGGUGAUUUUAAUCAAUUUGAUAAUCAUUCCAUACAUCUCAAAUAAAGUAUUUAAUUUCCUUUUUUUCCACAGCAAAUCUUCUAUUGCAGUGUAGCCUACCCUACACACUUUAUGAUUGGAGAAAUCAUGGUGUAGGGUAAAUUUAUUUCCAAUUUAUGUAAUCCAUAAAUGAUUUAACUUGUCUAAAUAAAAUAUGGCAUUUUUUUCCAUCAAGAGGUGAAGAACAUUUUUCUGAACUGUAGGAUACACAUUUGAAACUGUAUUGUAGGCAAUUUUUUUAUAAAAUUAUCUUGUAUUGUAUUUGGAAGUCGUUAUCUUAAUUUAAUUAAAGUGCUUCAUUUUAUAUUGAUAUUUAAAUUGUUAAUCAUGUGUUGCCACAGUCCAUAUCACUUUUAUUUACAAUACGGUAAUUAAGUUGGUCUUCAAUAACUUUAUUUUCUUAGAGUAGCCUCAAUGGAGGCAUAAUUUGGCUUAAAUGUGUUUUGACAGGCUACAUUUCCAGGCAAAUCUUUAUUUCAGUAUUAAUAUGUCAUUCUUCCAUUGAUCUAUUUCCUAUUUUCAUUUCGUUCUUCCUGAUAGGAUAUAUUACUUCAUUGGGACGGAAGUAGUGAACGCAGACAAUGACCAUUUUCGUUGUCUGGUAUCAUGCGGGUUUGACACUAACAACAUAUCAGUCGGUCUGUUAGUUUAUUUGGGUGUUCUUGUCAUUGCAAUCACUGUUAUUCUAUCUCAGAGCUCCGUGUAAUCUCCCAGAAGUAUUGUUUUAAGGAAACCAGGGUUAACACAGUGGUGAGUGCGAAGUUUGUUGCUUGUUUGUUGCAAUGAACACGUUGUGACUAUGGUGGCCCAGAGAGCAGAUCCCAUAUGGUUUGCUGCAUGAUUUUCCGAUGGUCACACCAAUAUUGAUCAGGCAACACCUAACCACACCCACCAAACGGGAGUAAACGUACCUCAAAGGUUGUUGAAGAAAGGUGCGCACUGUUUUGGGGCAACGUGUCGUUCAAUAGAAACCAUCACGCAACUUAGCAAACGUUGAAGGGAAAUGAAUGCACCCCUGGUGUUAUGCUGCGUUCGUUCGUAACCAAGUGGGAGGUGGGAAUUUCCCACUUUUACAGUCGUAAAUACCAGUUGGAUGCAUUCGCAUGUUUUGAACUCGUUAAGAAACGUUGCUUGGCUAAUGUCCAACAAGCUGGGUAAACCAUAAACUAACAGUACAGCUACCAUGCUUGUUAACAAAUUAGUGUUCAAAAACCAUAUUAGUAGAUGUCUUUUUAUAAAUUAUGUGUUGUUGCAUUUAAAGGUCCAAUGCAGAUGUUUUUAUCUAAAUAUUACAUUUCUGGUUAGCAAUUAAGUACCUUACUGUCUAAAAACAAAAAUAACUUCUUAGCAAAGAGCAAUUUCUCAAGCAAUGAAUGUUGCUAGGAGGAGAAAACUAGCUGUUAUUGGUAGAGAGGUUUGGAACUCUUUCUUAUUGGUCUAUUAACUAAUUUACCGCCUGUUGAUGUCACCAGGCAGGCCAAAACUCCAUCCCACCAAAACAGGCAAAUAUUUUAGGCUGUCUUUUCAAACAGCUCUUACACUAAAAUGGCAUAAUCACAAUUUUACAGUAUUAUUCCAACCUCAUAGUGUAGAAAUAUAUAUAAAACACAGGAAAGUCACGUUUUGCGCUGCCCAUGCUGUCAGUUUAGAACAAAUUCUUAUUUAGGGCCUAUGUUGGCAAAACCCGGACAACGCUCGGCCAAUUGUGCACCACCCUAUGGGACUCCCAAUCACGGCCAGUUGUGAUACAGCCUGGAUUCGAACCGGGGUGUCUGUAGUGACGCCUCUAGCACUGAGAUGCAGUGCCUUAGACCACUGCGCCACCCAGUUGCUACAAUAGCACAAAUACAAAGAUGAGUCCUCUAUAUAUCUAUGAUUUUCCCUAGUGGUAUGUGGUAAAUUCCCACCUGCCACUUGGUUACAAACUCAGCAUAAGGAAUGUGUUGGGAACUCCCUCAAGCCAGUGCAUACACCAAUCCAAUGGCACUAAGUCUUUGGGGGAGUGAACAAGUGCACAACUUGGGGGAGAAACUAAAUUGGGUGUGCACCCCUUCACUAAUCCCACUUCUCUGAUAUUGGACUGCACUAAGUAAGCAGACUGAAGUUCAAUGCUCACUGCAUGUAAUUGCUUAUUGAUGAUGCUAUACUGUAUUUUAUUCAUAUGAUCUUACUAAUAUGGUUGUAUAUAUUAUUUUUCCAGCUUUGUAAAACCAAGCAAAUUCCUGUCAACAUUGUUAUUGUAAAAUGUAAUCACCUCAACAGAUAGAUCAGAACUUGAAGCAACUUUGUCCAACAUACAAGUUAGGCAUUAUCGCACAAAUGAAUAAAUAUAUCAAUGUAAUCAGCACA